GUGGAAGUAGCGUACAAGCGGGGCUACUUUGAUGAGGAAAUGAACCGGAUCCUCUCUGAUCCCACAGACGACACCAAGGGCUUCUUUGACCCAAACACACACGAAAACCUCACUUACCUGCAGCUUCUGCAGCGGUGCCUGCCCGAUCCAGAGACUGGUUUGCUGCUGCUCCACGUCAUGGACAAGGGCUGGUCCUCCUCUUACCUCAACGAGAACAUCAGGAAGGCUUUGCAGGCGGCCAAGAGCAAGAUCAGCGUAGGGCUCUUCCAGGACCAAGAGGUUUCUGUGUGGGACCUCCUCUUCUCCAGAUACAUCCUUCCGUCCAAGAGGCAGGACUUGCUGAGGCAGCACAAAGCAGGCACCAUGACACUUGAGCGCCUCACCCAAGUCCUCAUCGCCAUCGUCACCGAGGCAGAGGAAAAGAGCGUCAGGCCCAUCGGUCACAAAGAAGCUCCCAGCCAACCAGCCACGACAGCAGAUGCUGGCACAGAUCAACCAAGCCUCAGAGAGCCCUGGAUGAAGACCCUCGAGGCCACGACUGUGGAUAUGCCUGCAGGCAACUGCCAAGGGCAGAGGGUCACUCUGUGGGACCUGCUCUUCUCAAACAACAUCCCUGAGGAAAAGAGGACAGAGUUACUGGACUUGUACAAAAGUGGGCUCCUGUCAACGGAGCGGCUCAGCAGCAUCCUCCACACACUGGUUGCCAAAAAGGAAGCCACUGGCAGGAAGCUCAAUGUGAAGGUGAGGAGUCCAGAUCAACAGGCGGUGGCGGUGGUGGCAGCGGCGGCAGAACACCAGCCUCUGAGGGAUUCUUCCUUAGACCCGGCAAACUGGGAAAGCGCCCUGCGCUCUCAGCUCCUCCCAGCACCUUCCGCUGACCAACAGUCCUCCGCUUGGGACAUCCUGUUCUCCGAGCGCUUCGCAGAGCAUGAACGGGAAGAGCUUCUGGGCAGAUACAGGAGGGGCAGCCUCCCCCUUAAGGAGCUCACAAAGAUUCUCUCCGACCGCCUUCCCAGGACCACAAGCAGCAAACGUCAUCUUCCCAUGGACUUCCACACACCCAGCUCAAGCACCGAGGCCAAAGAGGCCAAAGAAGAGGGGGAAAAUGAUGCUGGCGACCUGGGAGACAAAGAGGAGGCUCUGAAGUCCCGGAUGGUGGAGGUCACCGCUGCGGCGUUUGACGGGCGUAAAGUGUCGGUGUGGGACGUGCUUCAUUCCAAGUACAUCCCUGAGGAGAAAAGGAAGGAGCUUCUACAACUGUACCAAUCGGGCAUCCUCACCAUUGACCAGAUGGAGACCGUGGUCUCCGCCAUUGUCAAUAAGACAGAGGAAAUGAAAAAGAAAGAACCGUCCCACGCUCCCUUGCCUUCUGGCUCCUGGGAAGGUCCCUUGCGUAACCAGACCAUGACCCUGCAAGUUGGCGAGUUUCAAGGACAGAGGAUCUCCGUCUGGGAACUCCUCUUCUCCCAAAGCAUUCCAGAAGGCCAAAGAGAGGAGCUGCUGAUGAAAUACCGAUUGGGAUCCUUGACCAUUCAGGAAAUGAUCACCAUCCUGACCUCACUUCACGCCAAGGACAGGACUUCUUCCCCAGGAGAGGAAACCACUCUUCCCUCCCAGCACAAUGAACUGGAACGCACCUUGCGACAGGUGACCAUAGACGUGCCUGUGGGUGAGUUUCAAGGCUCCAGGCGAUCCGCGUGGGAGCUCCUCUUCUCCAAGUACGUGACUGCAGCCAAGCGCCAGGAGCUGCUGCUGAAGUACCAAGAGAGGUCUGUGGCCCCAGGCGAGCUGGUCCAGAUUCUCACCACCCUGAUUGAAGAGAUGGAAGAGAAGGGCAACCAGCUGAAGUUCUCGGGGCUCAGGAAGCAGGUGUCGGCCUCAGAACUGUUCGACUCCCACAUCAUCAACCAGGCCACACUCUCCGAGCUCGCACAAGGCACCAAGACGGUGGAAGAGGUCACGGAAAUGGAUUCGGUGAAGAGGUACCUGGAAGGCAACAGCUGCAUCGCUGGCGUGCUGGUGCCCUCCAGGACAGACCCUUCCAAGUCAGAGAAGAUGACCAUCUACCAGGCCAUGCGGAAAGGCAUUCUGAGGCCAGGCACGGCCCUGGUGUUGCUGGAGGCACAGGCUGCCACG
This is a messenger RNA of Notechis scutatus (mainland tiger snake), 2136 nucleotides long. The record is from RefSeq and is a predicted model, not a curated record. Lineage: Eukaryota; Metazoa; Chordata; Lepidosauria; Squamata; Elapidae.